Molecule: messenger RNA, 1464 nt
Organism: Papaver somniferum (opium poppy)
Lineage: Eukaryota; Viridiplantae; Streptophyta; Magnoliopsida; Ranunculales; Papaveraceae
Exons: 1
Coding region: 1-1464 (487 amino acids)
Source: RefSeq, a predicted model, not a curated record
AUGUGUAAAUUCUUCCUAGCAAGCCUGGAGGGCGAGGCAAGGAAGUGGUUCUACAAUCUCCCACCAGGAACAAUCGACAGUUAUGAGACUCUAGUCGAAGCUUUCCUCGAAACUUACAUGCACAACAGCAGACCUCGGCCCAAGGUCAACAGGUUAUUCACCUUGGCCCGACGGUUUAGAGAACCACUCAGGUCGUUGACCGAUCGAUGGAGAAAUUUGUGCACAGAAAUAGGGAAAGUAUCAGUCGACCAACAAAUAUUUGGGUUCGAAAACACAUUAGGGAGGUUGGACCCCAUCUGGAUAGCCAUGUUUACUGAAAAACCACAGACAUUGAAAGAAAUGAGGAAAAUGCAAGAGCAUUUCAUCGCCCUAAAAGAAAUUAAGGAGGAAUCAAGGGAUAGGGGAGUGCAAGAGGCUAGCGCAUCACCCAAGUCGACAUCAGACGACGUGCAAAGACGGCCCGAGAAGAGACCGAGCCCACCUACACGAGGAAAUGGGAAGAAGGAAUGGGUAGCCAAAGGAAAGAGGCCGAGGCACGAGGCGAAAACAUACACUCCUUUGAAUGCUCCACUAGAAGAACUCUUCAAAGAGGUCGAAAAAAGGAAUGGCAUCAUAUACCCAGCAUCAAGAGGGAUACAGUUCGAGGAGACCAAGGAUCACCUGGAGUAUUUCCAUUAUCAUCAGUAUCGAGGCCACUCUACAAAUAACUGCCGAGAAGUAAAAGACAUCGUGCAACACCUUAUUCGAGAUGGUUACCUGAGACAAUUCGUCCGACACCCAGCCCAGGCAAUCGCUACGCCCGAUGCACCUAUCCAUCAGGUCCGAAUCGAUAGAUCCACUCAGUUUGUCAACACGAUUUCGCAUUCAGCCACUCAAGAGUACAAUCUGAAUCCUGGGAUCAUGUCUAGAAUCCACAAAAGGGACCAUAACGGGAAAGAAAUUUUCAGUGUAGCAAAAACUUUGCCAAUGAAACCUUGGAUGGUGCAACCUAUCUUUUUCUCGGCUCAGAAUGUCCCAAUGAAUGUCCAGGCUCGCAGUGAUCCCUUGGUCAUCACCCAAUGGGGGGUAAGAAGGAUACUGGUAGAUAGUGGGAGCUCAGUCGAAGUACUCUUCUAUGAUACGUUCAAGAGGAUGGAGCUAUCAGAAGAUAUACUCGUCCCAUCAACAUAUCGUAUCUACGGAUUUAAUGGGACCGUAACCAUCCCAAAGGGCGAAGUAACCCUAAGGGUAUCAGACGGAGGUGGUUACCUAGACACAUUGACUACAUUCUGUGUGGUCGAUGUCGCCUCGCCCUAUGAAGCUAUUAUCGGGAGACCAUGGAUCGCUGGAAUCAAAGGAGUGGCCUCAGCCUAUCAUCAAAGGCUGGGAUUUCCAACGUACAAGGGAAUAGCCGAGGUCAUAGGCGAUUCACAGGCAGCCCGACAGUGCAUGCAGGUCUAUGCCCAAAUAAAUGAGGAGCGGUGA